Aspergillus pseudotamarii is the source of this 1565-nucleotide messenger RNA. RefSeq names its product NAD(P)/FAD-dependent oxidoreductase. Bases 44 to 1459 code for a protein of 471 amino acids. The record is from RefSeq and is a predicted model, not a curated record. Gene Ontology annotation, cellular component: cytoplasm. Gene Ontology annotation, molecular function: oxidoreductase activity. The transcript is spliced from 2 exons. NCBI's taxonomy places the organism in Eukaryota, Fungi, Ascomycota, Eurotiomycetes, Eurotiales, Aspergillaceae.
CUUCAAGCCCUAGAGGUCAUAACUUCACAUUUUUAACACAAAUAUGCAACCGCCUGCUUCUGCAGCUGAUAUACAACCAGCAGGAUGCUUCCCUGUUCCCAAUCCCGGGGAAUGCUUCUGGCAAACCCAGCCUCAUCCGAAGAGUGACCAUCGCUCGACGGAACAGUUGCCCGAGCACAGUGACAUUGUCAUAAUUGGCGCGGGCUACGCUGGUAUCAGUACGGCCUACCAUAUUGUGAAGGACCAUAAGGAUUUCAACAAGUCAAUCACAAUCCUGGAAGCCAGGGGAGUUUGCUCGGGCGCGACGGGUCGCAACGGAGGUCAUCUCCGGCCUGAUUUCUACGGUCAUAUUCCUACAUACAUCGAUCGCGCUGGGGCACGAGCAGGGGCUGAGAUAGCGGAGUUCGAGAUUGCUCAUCUGCCCGCGCUCAAAAAAGUCAUUGAAGAGGAGAAGAUCGAUUGUGAUUUUACCUUAACAAGGACGAUCGACGUCUGGUGCAAUGAGGAAGCCGCGGCAAAGGCUAAGGCAACUUUCGAAAACGUAGUUGCGCAAAACUUUGAAUAUAUGAAUGAUGCUAUCUUCUAUACUGGCAAGGAAGUGGAAGGUAUCUGCGGCGUCAAAGGUGCUGUGGCGUGCGCCUCGUACACGGCUGGAACUGUGUGGCCGUACAAACUUAUCAUGCAUCUUACUGAGUCCCUGCUUGCAGCCGGCAAGAUCAAUCUCCAAACAUAUACCCCCGCGACCUCAAUCACACCGGAUCCAAAUGGCGGGUAUGUGGUUGAGACUCCACGGGGAAGAAUGCACGCAGGCAACGUCAUCCAUGCGAACAAUGCUUACGUCGCGGGCCUUCUCCCCGAGUACCAGAACAACAUUAUUCCAUGCAAAGGUAUCUGUUGUCGAAUUACGGUACCAGAGGGAACCACGGCACCCCUUCUUAACAACUCCUACAUCAACCGAACAGAAGACAACACUCUUUCAUACCUAAUUCCACGAGCCGACGGCAGUAUCAUUGUUGGUGGUGCCGCCGCGAAGUUCCGGCCGUUCCGGGAGCAAUGGUACAACAACGUGGACGACAGUGUUCUUAUCGAUUCGGCAAAGGACUACUAUACAGAUUAUAUGCAACGGACCUAUCGCGGGUGGGAGAAUUCAGGGGCUCAAGUGGAUAAGAUUUGGACUGGAGUCAUGGGCUACUCCUAUGACUCAAAUCCCCACGUCGGUGAAGUGCCUACCAAGGAUGGCCAGUUUAUCAUUGCUGGUUUUAAUGGCCAUGGCAUGCCGGUCAUCUGGUUGGCGGCCAAGGAGCUGGCAAAGAUGGUUGCGCAGGGAACAUCGUUCGAGGAGACAACUAUGCCGAGACUAUUCAAGACGACGCAGUUCCGGAUUGAUCGGGCAAGGGAUGGGAAGGAAGAGGAUGGUGAUAUAUUAGGAACUGGCAAUUUCCCGGCGACAAAGCAGUAGUGCCUCUGUUAUGGAUAUAAGAAUGUAUGCGUUGUGCGAUGUUGCAUUUGAUGUUUGUUCAGACGAUGGCGUUAUACAUAGGUAGAAUGUAAAUCUUUCCUUUGGC